AUGAAUGAACCAAAGAUUGGUCAGUCUAUUCCGUUCUAUGCGGAUGAUGUUGACGCCGCCACAGAAAUAUUAUUCGAUGUUAUUCAGUUCGAGUAUUACUGGAGGGUCAUAUGUUUUGAUGGUUGGAAUGGAUUUGGAGCAUCCGCUGUUCUUACAUCAGUAGCUGCAGUGCUUCCAUCUAGGAGAACCACUCCGGAACUAUGCUUUGACAAAAUAAUCUUUGUAGAUUGCUCAAAGUGGAAAAAUAGAAGAGGAGUGCAGAGGGCAAUUGCAGAAGAAUUGCAACUUGAUCGCUCUGUAAUGACUAUUUUAGAUAAGCAAGAUGAAGAUGACGAUUUUCAGGGACAUGAUGAAAGCCUGAGGCAUGAGAUAUAUAGUGUUAGUCAAGUGAUUGAUCGAACCCUGAGGGAUGUCAAAUUUAUGAUGAUUUUUCUUAAUGGGAGUGAUGACGAGGUUGAUGUAGGUCUCAUGGGUAUUCCUCUAACAAGAUAUGGCAACAACGUGAUGUUAUGGACCUUCAGCAGAAGCUGUCUGACCAUGCACCAGGACCGUUCUGAGGUAGCAAAAAAGCUAAGAUAUACUCAGGUUUUCUGUCAUUGCUCUAUCAAAGACUUGAGAAGCUUUCAGUUUCUUGGACUGCUACAUCAAGAAGCUGCUACCGUAGUUCCUUGCAAUACAUGUAUUCUGGACAUUGACCAAGCAAUUAUUGGAGGUUGUUGUCUUUAUGAGUUAUUCCUGCACUAUAAUUUCCACAAUGUCAGUAAAUUUGGUUGGGUAUCUCAUGCUUCCAACUAUUGGAUAUGCGAUGCAAUCAUACAAGGGGACAAAGCAAGGGAUAUUAGUAAUGCAUUGUAUCGAGAGAUAAAUUGGAAGUGUGAUGCUUCUCUGCUUCAGGAUGUUCUUACAAAGUCUAUGAAACAAUUGGAGCCUCGUUUUCUAGUAAUCAAAGAUGAUGAUGUCUAUGAAGAAGGCCCAUACCGUUGGAUUUCGGUCACGUCAAGAGAUGCAGAAGUACAUGCUAUGAAAACAAUACCUGCAACGGCAUCAUCUUUCUUCUUGGCAUUUGAAAUAUCCAAACACCCAACAGCUUUACCAGAUGGAUUUUUUGAUCAUUGCAGCAAGCUCGGUGUGCUGGUUCUCUAUUGUUGUUCCUUUAGUUUUGCUUCACCUUCUUUCCUGAAGUGUCGUAGCCUAAGAUUCCUUGGACUGGACCACUGUACAGAUGACGAAACUAUUGGAGGAGAGAAUCAUGCAGUUUGGUUAUGUCUGAAUAGCUUGUGGGUGUUGGACCUGCGUUACACCGAUUGGAAUGAAAUCUUAUCCAAGGAAAUGUUAAACCUCAUGAAAAAUAUCAGAGAGUUAAAUAUAGAGGGAGUCAGGGGCUGGCAAUACACCGCUGAGCUACAAGGGCGGUUACCUAACCUCCAGAGGCUCCGAAUAAUCAAACCGACAUGUCAAUGGAAGACCUCAGAGGAUGUCGAUAACUACUUCAUGGAUAAGAAAAGUAUGGAAAUACUUGACUUGUCUGGCAAUUGUGACAUGAAGAUUCUUCCAACAAGCUUAUCAAAGGCAGGUAGCCUCCGGAUGCUUGUACUUGAUGGUUGUGAUGAACUGGAAAGUGUUGGUGGGCUUCCUCCUUCCCUCAAAUCCUUUAGCUUUAAUGGGUAUGGGGCAGCUGCUCAAUGGACACAAACUGUUGAGCUACCUCUGGAACAAUUUCGUCCAUCCAGGACAACAGAUAAUAAGGAUGUCAGAAUAUCCAAGAUCUCCUUAGUAGGCUGCACACAGUUGGAGAAUUUGUACUUGUGUGGGCUACCCAACCUAGUGGAACUGGACCUCUCUGGAACACCAAUCAAGAUACUUGACUUCAAGACUAUGGUGGUGCAAAUACCAAGUCUCAAACGACUGUUUCUAAUAGGAUGCAAGCACCUUCGUGCAAUAACCUUUUUGCACCAGAGUGUUUCUGACCUGGAGUUGAUGUGCGUAGACACGCGAGAUGGAAUUGUGUGUCCUCGGCCAUCUAUCAGCAAAAACAAACCUUCUGGGCUGCAGAUCCAUGCUAUUGUUGUGGAUGCGAGGCUUGGUCGCUCCUUGCGGAAACUGAUUUCUAAUUAUAUAGAAAAUGUUCAUUUUAAUAUCCACCUCACCUCCUCACCUGUGUAUGAUGGGGUUAUUCAAUUUGAAGCAACUAGCAAUGAUAUGAUUGGCACCAGUGAUCAAGAGAGAACACAUCUUAUUCCAACAGACCAGUAUAGUGAUGUCCUUGGGAUGGUUGGUGCUGCCCCAAUGCAGGCCUUUCCACAACCUCCGAGUACAAAGUCUAAUCGACAUGUAGAGAUUGCUGAAGGGAGCUUCUACGUGGAGAGGGAACUUGGCGGAGCACUAGGCAUGAUGGCAAAUUAUGUGGAAUCCCUGCAAGUGCAUGAUGUCUCGGUUCGUGCUAUUGUGCCACAAGGCCGUUGGUGGGGCAAGCUUAGGUGGUGUUGCUUGGAGAUGUGCCCAAAAGUGGAUACUGUCUUCCAUGAGAAUUCAUUCGCAUUUACUGCAUUGGAGAACUUGUGGGUGUCAGAUCUCCUGAUGGCCCGCUCGAUUUUGCGUAAAGGUUCACGCAUUAAUCGAUAUGGUGUGAUUGGAUCCUUUGAAAAUUUACAGCACCUUCAGCUGCGUUCAUGCCCCAGCCUCCAGUUUGUGCUCCCUCUGUGGGUCUCCUACUUCCCCAGCUUGGAGACCCUCCACAUCAUCCACUGCAGCAACCUCAGCCACGUCUUCGUACAGGACGAAAUGACUACCUUUGGUGUACUAUUCCCGAAGCUGGCGACCAUCCACCUGCACGACCUCCCGAAGCUGCAGGAGAUAUGCGAGGUCGAGAUGGUGGCCCCUGCGCUCAAGAGCCUCAAGAUCAGGGGAUGCUGGAGCCUGCGCAGGCUGCCAUCCGUGGGUGCUCGUGGCGGUGGUGAGAAGAAGCCGGCCGUCGAGAUGGAGAAGGACGUGUGGGAUGCUCUGGAGUGGGACGCCGACCUCCGCCCCGACCACUUCAUGGCGCCGGUCCACUCGCGCUACUACAAGGAGAAACUGCCCAGGGUCUCCGUCCUCAGGUGA
This is a messenger RNA of Triticum turgidum subsp. durum (durum wheat), 3099 nucleotides long. The record is from the annotation of a GenBank genome assembly. Lineage: Eukaryota; Viridiplantae; Streptophyta; Magnoliopsida; Poales; Poaceae.